Molecule: messenger RNA, 966 nt
Organism: Rhizoctonia solani
Lineage: Eukaryota; Fungi; Basidiomycota; Agaricomycetes; Cantharellales; Ceratobasidiaceae
Product: Zinc-binding dehydrogenase
Exons: 6
Coding region: 1-966 (321 amino acids)
Molecular function (GO): oxidoreductase activity, acting on NAD(P)H
Source: RefSeq, a predicted model, not a curated record
AUGACUCAGCAACACAAGGCAUCCCUUUUGCCUCAGAAGCAAGGAAAACUCGAAGUCAGCACUCGUCUCACUCCUACUCCGCGAGGUACACAGGCACUCGUGAAGGUUACCGCCGCAGCUGUUAAUCCUGCAGACUGGAAGAUAAUCGAAACCGGUUUAUUUCUCGAGACUUAUCCGGCUGUAUUAGGGUAUGACGGUGCUGGCAUCAUUCACGCUGUUGGCCCAGAGGUGACCAACUUCAAAGUCGGGGACAGAGUAAUUUUCCAAGGAACACUGGACUACGACUAUACGGCUUACCAGGAAUAUGCUCUCGUUGAUACUGAGCUUAUUGCCAAAGCUCCAAGUAACGUGAAUGAUGAUCAGCAUCAACAUUCCCCACAGGCGCUUUCACUGCAUACGCUGGUCUAUUUCAGAAAACAGGAAUCGCCACCCCGUGAACGGCCCAACUGCCAAAGGCAAGUCGUGCUCAUCUUAGGAGGAAGCUCGUCAGUCGGGCAGUUUGCUAUCCAAUUCGCUCGUAUUGCCGGAUUCUCUACGAUUGCUACCACUGCAUCUUCCCAGCAUACCGAAUUCCUCAAGUCGCUUGGCGCUACCCAUGUUUUCGACCGUGACACCGAUGCCACGACUAUCCGGUCUGCUUUUCCCUCCCCUCUUGGACUCGCGUUUGAUGCAAUUUCUGCCAAUGCUACCCAAUUGCUGGCGUUCGAUCUCUUGGCCAAUCCCUCUCCCGUAUCAGGCGCCCACCUUACAAUCAUUGCUGUGCAUAACGUAUUCGGAUUUUCUGAUAAGUUCAGGGAUCUGAGUGUGCCAUUUUGGCAAAAACUUGGCGAGUGGAUUGAAGGAGGAGAGCUUGUUCCUAACCGUGUUCAGCUCGUGAACGGCGGCCUGGCUGGAGUACCAGAUGCUUUAGAGCUGUCUCGGAAGGGCGUGAGCGGUGUAAAACUGGUUAUUCGUCCUCAAGAGUAA